Molecule: messenger RNA, 564 nt
Organism: Gilbertella persicaria
Lineage: Eukaryota; Fungi; Mucoromycota; Mucoromycetes; Mucorales; Choanephoraceae
Exons: 2
Coding region: 1-564 (187 amino acids)
Source: RefSeq, a predicted model, not a curated record
AUGUUGCUCCGUCGCAAAUCAACAAACGAAAUUCCAGUGCAUGUCUACAACACAAGCAACGUGAAGAAAUACACACAAGAAGGCACAGCAAUCAUUGUUAAAUUCGCUUGCCCAGACUGUCGCGAGAUAUUUAACACUGUUUCAGAACUCGCGCAUCACGUCGACAAUAACCAUGUAAAAAGAGCACCAUCGCUUGAAAACCUAUCUCCUGAAGACAAACGAUGGGUCCUGGAUGGUCACGAUGUUUCAAGCCAAUUCCAAGAAUAUCGCCGAUCUUGUAUUACUGCGUCGCGUACAGCUGAAUUUGCCGUCGAGAGCCAUAUUUUUCCACCCUCCUUAUUGACAGCAGCGCGCACUGAAAUACUGGCCAAGUACAAGCGCAACACAUUCCAGGCGCACGUUAGAUCAGCAUUUCAGUCGAUUAUUCAGCAGUUUGUGGAUGAAAACAUCACGGAAACACGAGCCGAAAUCGAGCUUCUCUCACUUUGCGAGCCAGCUGUUACUCCCUCGCUACAAGAUUCCAUUGAACCAACAGAAUAUGAUGUGCAGUUGUCAUGGCAAUAG